Hippoglossus stenolepis (Pacific halibut) is the source of this 1374-nucleotide messenger RNA. RefSeq lists its product as uncharacterized. The coding region runs from base 1 to 1374 and encodes 457 amino acids. The record is from RefSeq and is a predicted model, not a curated record. NCBI's taxonomy places the organism in Eukaryota, Metazoa, Chordata, Actinopteri, Pleuronectiformes, Pleuronectidae. The transcript has 10 exons.
AUGUGUAACGUGUACAGAGUUUCCUCCUCCGUCAGAGUGGAGCAGAUGGAGGCCGAGCUCUCACAUCAGCUCUCAGCACUGCGGGGACACAUUGAGGAGAGUGGAUUUACUUCAUACAGUUCUGUUCUGCCGCCGAAAGACGUCUCCUUCUUCCGUGCGGAGAGGGGACAUGCGCUGAGGAGGGGGCUUCAGGUGGCUGAAGCUUCUCCUGUUCAGUCUCAGGCUGAUGUGAUGCAGAGGGAGCUGGACAGUUGUCUCAGUCUGGAACACACAGCUGACAGUCUGCCUGCUCUCCUGCACCAGUUUUACGCUGACAGAUCAUAUCACUUGGCUCAGAUCAAAUAUCUGCUCAUGCUGAGAUGGAGGAGAUUUUGCCGCCACGCCAGCGUCAUUGAGAAGCUUUAUCCUCAUUACAAGGAUCAGGUGAGAUUUUUAAACAGCGAGUACGAGGACGCUGUUCAGAGAGCUCGCCGCCUGUCGGUGAGCAGAGAGACGAUCCUGACGGGACGAGGAAACCCUGCUCCCCUGCUCUCUCAGGACGACCUGCUCAUCUACCUCCGCUGGCUCGUGUGCCACCUGCACUCUGUUCACACCAUCCACAGCUUCCUCAGGCCUGUGAAAGGAAAGAAGAAGAAUUUCAGACAAGCGUCACGAAGGAGGAGGAAUCUUUACAUCAGGGGCAAGAUGCUGAGGGUGAGAGUCAAACCAGCAGUCGCCUGGAAAUCUACUGGAAAAAGCGUUUCAGGCCAAACAGGAAACUUCCUCCCGCUCUCUGUUCACCUGGACGACUUUCUACCUGAGCUUCAGUCUUUAAUCGACUACUUCCACCUGUCGUGUGAUGCCCGACAACUCAGGACGGCUGCAGACGAGAUGGAGUUGUUCAGCACGGUGUGGAGAGAGUUCAGGAGGAUCUUCAGUCGACAGGAGCAGAUGAAAACGUUUCCUCAGUACGACGGCACAGAGGUCAAAGGGAGUCAGUGGGGGAGGAAGAGUGCGAGCGCGGCUCUGAGGAAGGAGGCUAACUGGAUUCCUUUCAUUCAGGUGAAACCCCGUCGGGAUCCUUGGCGGCAGAAACUCGUCACAAAGCUGCAGGAGAAGAAAAGUGUGGACGAGCUGCUGAGGAUGCACUGCAGGUUUCUGCAGGUCCCAGAUCUGCUCCAAGUGUCAUCAGCUCUAAAAGACCACGCCGCUCACGUCUGUGACUCACACCUCACACCGAGCUCGUGCGUCUCACACAGCAGCAAAACAAAACGACAGAAAAUCUCAGAGACGUGGACGAGUGUUUACAAAGCUGCAGGUUUAACUCAGGCAUGUAUCAUCCGGUUUUCUGCUCAGAGAAACGAUGUCUUCAUUGUCCUCAGCGCUGUCGACUGA